AAUGAAGAUAGGGUAAAGUGGGACCUCCAAUACCCUCAGUGGAGCAAAGAAGUCAUUAGAAGUGGAAGCUGCAAUGUCAAGCAAAGCAAGCCCCGAAAAUCUCUCUAUCCCUCACCCACCCCCUUCAAAAAAAUAAAAAUAAAGAAGGAACACAAAAGUGACAUAAAGACAACAAUAACAUCAUCAUCCUCCAUAACAAAAUCAUCAUAAUCAUCAUCAGCUUUGAUUUUCUUCAUUCUCUCGUCCCUUCACUCCCACCAACUACCACACCCACCUCUUCUACUUGCUCAAAAGCAAUUAAGCUCCUUCCUUCCACCAUUAUUCUUGUCAAAAUUCUUCAAGAACCUACAAGUUUGGAGGAUACUGGAGCAGGGCUUCCAAUGUCUUGCUGUCAAUCACUCUGGUAGUAAGAUACUCUGGUCUUGUUCUGUUUUGUUUCAUCUCUCUCUCUCAAAAUUUUCCUGUGUUCAAUCUUUCCCUUGAAUUCAUGUACUGAAACUUUGGUUCUCACAGCAUAUCUAAAGGAAACAGAAUUAGAAACAAACUGUAUAUAUGUGUUUGUAUUGAUUAAUCAGUUUCUACAUCAACUCUGUUUCUGUUCUGUUUUCACCUUCUGGGAUCUUUCUCGCAAAUCAAACAGAAGAUAGCAAAAUUAUAAUCCACCCAUUGAAUGCUAUAUUCCGAUGGAUUCAUUCAAUCAAACCACUGGUUUCCGCUACAAUCCAAGCUCAAACGUAAUGAGCCAUCAUGAAGAUGGUGAUUCCGAGUUUUCGGGGAUUCUUGACAUAUAUGUUCAUCAUGCUAGGAACAUUCACAAUAUAUGUAUUUAUGAAAACCAAGAUGUCUAUGCAAAGUUUUCUCUUACUUAUAAUCCAGACGACACUCUCACAACUAGAGUCAUCAAUGGAGGCGGCAAAAACCCGGAAUUCAACGAGAACUUGAGAAUGAAAAUCACCCAAGUUGAUGCAGUCCUAAAAUGUGAGAUUUGGAUGCUCAGCAGAGUUAGAAACUACAUGGAAGAUCAGCUUCUGGGAUUUGCUCUGGUCCCAAUUUCACAAGUUGCUGGCAAAGGAAAGGUGACACAAGACUAUAGCCUCUCUUCCACUGAUCUUAUCCACUCCCCUGCUGGAACUGUCCAAUUGUCUCUUUCUUUAGACACUUCCCUGCCAGACAAUUCCUCUCCCAAUUCGUUACCUGAGUCGGCUACCAAUUCAUCAAUCUCUUCAGAAGUUGUGUUGCUUGAUCGAAAAAUCUCAGAAGUUAUCUUAGACCCAGUAGAGUACUCGAGAAUCGAAUUCCCUGACAUUAAUGUUGUCAAAGAGACUCAACAAAUGGUGUCCGAGUAUUUCGACUUGGCGGGGCAAGUUUCUGCUUCUGGGGCUAAUUCCGGGGGAUUCGUUUCAUUUCUCCAUCUUGGUUCUUCUCCUCAGUUUGUUGAUGACCACGAAAUGACCGGGAAUUCGUCCGAGGAAAAUGGAAGCAUACACAAUUCUGGCUUCUUAAGUUCCACUACAAGCAGCUUAAGCGAUGACAGAAACUCUGCUGAUUCAAUGGAGAAAAAGAGUCGUUUAUGCGGCGAGCCAUCGAAUUCUGUCAACAUCUCAAUCACUACUGAGGUUAACCAGAGCUCCUGUACUUGCCCAGACACUCCAACUUCAAAGAAGGGGACUGAAAUCAGAGAUGAAAAGGAGUCAAAUUUCACAAGCAAAGAGGAGGAGAGCAAGAAGGAUAGGAAUAUGGGUGGUUCUGCAAAAUUUGGUCAAGUAUUUUCAGCUCCACUUGGGAACUUCAAUCUUGAGGCAGAGCAGUCUGCGAUGCAGCAGCAAAUAGUGGACAUGUACAUGAGAAGCAUGCAGCAGUUUACUGAGUCUUUGGCAAAGAUGAAGCUUCCAAUGGAUCUCGAUAAACCUGAAAGUGAAGACCAUGGAAAUGUGAUUCAAAACCACUCCAACAAGUUAGAAGCUGACAAGAAGAAAAAGGAAGGAUCCCGGGUGUUCUAUGGCAGCCGGGCCUUCUUCUGAUCUCUAAAAUGAUGUUGCAUAUCUGACAGGGAGUUUGUUCUAUAGCUGGAUAUGGAGUUUAAUUUAUGGUAACUUUGGCUUUCUCUCGGCUUUCUUAUGUGAUAUUUAUGUCAGAUGUCAGUUUUUUUCUACUCU
Messenger RNA from Corylus avellana, 2156 nucleotides. Its product is annotated as Calcium-dependent lipid-binding (CaLB domain) family protein. The record is from RefSeq and is a predicted model, not a curated record. NCBI's taxonomy places the organism in Eukaryota, Viridiplantae, Streptophyta, Magnoliopsida, Fagales, Betulaceae.